Molecule: messenger RNA, 2513 nt
Organism: Trichobilharzia regenti
Lineage: Eukaryota; Metazoa; Platyhelminthes; Trematoda; Strigeidida; Schistosomatidae
Source: the annotation of a GenBank genome assembly
AUGAAUUCGAUAACCCAUAUGAUGCACGAAAAUACAUCGGCAAAACCCCAUACAGCCUCAUAGUGUUUGAAAUUACCGUGAAUCAGAUAGCGAAUUGAUUAAUCACAAGCGAAUGUUUGUUUGUUUAUCUCUUCCGCGGGCUCACGAGAUUUAGAUUAACGAAGGCCAUCUUCAUCCGAGCGUUUGGUGUUUGGCGGCGUGGUCCUAACUGCAUUUCGAUUAUUUGUGUUGAUCGUAGGAUAGAAUAUCAGCGCAAACCGAAGCGACCUUUGAACUCUCAAGUGACCCUGAGCUAGGAAUCGAGUGACUGUUAUUUCCAGAGGUAACUAUGGAUGCUCUACACCUUUUGCGUUGCAAAUUCGCUCCGGAUCUUGUUUUGAUUACUGUUUGGAAAACAGACUGUUUGAGAACCCAUAUCGUUCGUUUGUAAUUUACAGAUUCCUUAGGUACUCUUGAUAAGAAAAUACAGUCGAGGGAGAUUGAGUGUGAAUCAGCAAUACGUAUUGGGGAUAUAUGACACCAGCGUCCAGUAAAGAUAGAUUGGGGCGAUCCCUAAUCGCAGUGCAGGUGUAUUAUUGCCUAUUAUCUAGCGCUUAGUGCUUCCUGGGACGACUAUUUAUACAGAUGAAUGAAGUAGUCACAGUCAGUUAACGAAUCUAGACUAUAUUCAUCAAGUCGUCAACCAUACGAAUGGUUUUCUCAAUCCUUUUGAUGGAACUCACACUAAUUUCAUUGACAGUUUCUCAAGUCUUCUAAAAAAAGGUAUCAGAUCCGUGAAUGGAUCAAGAAAUGCGAUAAUAUGCAGUUAUCUUGAUGAGUUUAUAUACAGGACUUCGUUCAACAUGAGAAUCAAGACUCCUAUGAGAAAUUGGGAGGUUUUGUUGCAACAUACACGAGAACGUUGUCCUUUGUAACUAUUUUUUAGCAGUGCAUUCCUUAUAUAUAAAUGACUUACAACUAUGCGCCGAUUUUUUGAGCUUGCUGAUUGGUCAAAGUUGUCCUUGUCGGGGUUCCGUUCGCUAGGUAGUUUCGGUUUUGGCUGCUAUUCUUUAGAGUUGCCCCUUAUUUGAGUUACAAAUUCACUAAAAGCAUCUAUUAUUUAUUUUUCUAGAUUCGGGUGGGCUUUGUGAAUUCCAUUACAGUUGUUUGUGUGAUAUAAGCCGCAGAACCUAAAUGGAUUUCGGUGGGUUACCAAUACGUUGUCACUUUCAUUUAAAGAUAGUCAUAUUCGUGUUUCCUUUUUGCCUGUUUCCGGUUCUCAUAAGUUUGUGAAAUUGAAUGAGAUCACAAUGUAACCUUGUUUGUUUGACACAGUACCAAGGGCUACAGUGUUCUCAUUACUGUAACUGGUCAACGAAAGAUAUCUUCUCAUAGUCGUCAUGGGAGUCACGCGUCUUCUGAAAUCUCUCAUUUUAUCCUGUCACGUUUCUGUAGCUAUGGUAAAUCCCAGCAUUUUUAAAUUUAGUUACAGAAAUUGUUUAUUGGGAUGAGCCCAUCAAGUCGGGUGUUGUUGCAGCCGUUGGGUUAACAUUCCUCUUAAGUCUUUCAUGCAUGUCCCUGGUGUCUUUUAUUGCCUACACUGGAAUUUCGCUAAUGUGCUGCACCACGGCUUGCAAGCUUUAUGGUUUUAUUACGCGUCAAUUCGAAUCAAAUCAGGAUUCGCCGAAAGACCCAUUUAAAUAUUGGCUUGGAUUGGACAUCACUUUACCUGAGGAAAAAAUUGCCGAGCGUGUUGCAGCCUUAUGUGAAAAAUUGUCUGAAAAGUUGAAUUAUUUACGUUGCGUAUUGUGGUUGCAAGAUUACUUUGAAACUGCAAAGUUCGUUGUGUGUUUAUACCUACUUUCGGUAGUAGGUGCUUGGUUUAAUUUGCUUACCCUGGUAACCAUAGCAUUUGUUCUCGGCAUGACAUGUCCUAAGAUAUAUUUAUUAUGCAAGCCACAGUUCGAUGCGGCAUUCCGAAUAACUAAGGAGAAAGUCUUCAGUAUGCUCAAAUUCGCUGAAGCGAAAGUAUCAAGACUUCGUGGGAAGUCUUCAACAGAAUAACUUUUGUAAAAGUGACAAAUUAUCAAGCCCACCUCAUCGGCAGAUACAUGACAUUCUAUGUACCAUUUGCUUCCUUCGCUGUCCUCCUGUUCAUCUUUCGAAACCGUCGAGCAGUCAUCAUAUCAGAUAGACAGUGUUGACAUUAGAAUGGCCGUUUAUCAGCGAAUGUUUCAUGACACUUCCUCUUCUUCUUCGUCUUCUUCCUCUUCUUCUCCUCUUCACAUGUAUCCGUGUCUGAUGGGAGAUAUAUGCAUAGUUGUGUUUAAUAAAGCGAUUGCCAUGGAAUAUUGCCUUCUGAUGCGUCUUUCUAGUGUUAUGAGUUGUGACAGUUGAUUGUUGAAACAGCGAGGAACUCAGUGGGAGUGAUUUUGUAGGUGGGUGAUUCGCAUACUUCGAUGUUGGAGUGAUGAAAGGAAGAUGUGUGAAAUGAUUCCACUUGGAGACUGCUAUUAGGUGGUAGACUGACUGAC